Molecule: messenger RNA, 1152 nt
Organism: Symbiodinium sp. CCMP2592
Lineage: Eukaryota; Dinophyceae; Suessiales; Symbiodiniaceae
Source: the annotation of a GenBank genome assembly
AUGGCCGCCGAAGCAAUUCGCAGAAGUGUCCCGAACGACCACAGCUGCCUCUUUUGGGCUGUUGCCUACCUUGCCGAAGGCGACGUGGGUCGCGCGAAGGCGGCCCAGCUCCGAGAGGUUUGUGCACAAGAUGCUCUUAGCGAUCCUGACCCGUUGACUCGCGCUCUACUUCUGGGCUUCAACAGCAUCGACGAGUAUGCAGACUGGAUCAGAAACGAGUUCCACUGGGGUGGGGAGAACGAGAUUAUAAGCCUAGCCAAGCACUAUGGUCUUGAAGUCGCUGUUGUCUGCUGUGAGUCCAUGCAAGUGCUUUGUUAUGGCUCGGACCUCCCUGCCUGCUCUGCGCGGAUAUACAUCCUCUACACUGGCCAGCACUAUGACCCGAUAGUGUGCGGAUCCGAUGCCGACGUCCCAGUGGAGCAGGAGCAGAAGAAGCACAAGAAAGGCGACAUGAGUUUGGAAGCCAAAGCCCUGGAGCUUGCGCGGCGGCAUGUCGCGGAAGCCGCGAAGAAAGCUAAGCAGCGGCGCGCCAAGAAGAUCAAGUGUGGUGGCUGCGGAGCGCUGCUAAGUGAUGCAGAGGCGUUUGCGACACACUGUGGCGAAGUCGACCACGAUGACGACUUUGCCUACGAUUGCGAAGAGGUGGAAGUGGUGAUCGAGGAAGGUGAGGAGCUUCCCGAGGGAACGGUGGACUUGAAUGCAGACCAUGUUUACAGUUUCAGCAACACUGGCAAGGACCCGUUGUGCCAUGCAUUUCCUGCUACAGUGACACUGGCCGGCGUGAGUUUCCCAAGCCUGGAGCACUACUGGCAGGCGGCUCCCUUCAUUGGUCAGGAAGACGCAUUGGUUCGAAGCAUCGCCGCUGCCGCGACGGUCGACGAGGCGAUGAUUCUGGCCGGGGGCGCCGGCCCCAAUGCGCAGCGCAGCGACUUCCGGGAGAGGCGACUCGAGUUGCUGGCGGAAGGUCUCAAAGCAAAGGCAGCUCAGUGCCCUGCUUUUGUUCAAGCACUGCAGGCUACAGGCGAGAAGACUCUGGUCUUUGCGGACACCGAUCCCUGGGCGGGCAUGCAAGCACCAGGCGGUUUGGCAACGGGGCAGAACGCUGUUGGGAAGGCCCUGAUGGAGCUCCGCAGCCACCUGAGAUCCGCUUGA